GUGAUAAUAUCAAAUGUAUUACUAAAAAUAUUAGUAUAAAAAGGCUAAUGCUAAAUUUUGAAGAAGUGGCAAAAGAAUUUAGUAAAGCUAGUACCCAGCAUAAUGUUGAGACACGAAUAUUACAAGCAUAG
Molecule: messenger RNA, 131 nt
Organism: Dentiscutata heterogama
Lineage: Eukaryota; Fungi; Glomeromycota; Glomeromycetes; Diversisporales; Gigasporaceae
Source: the annotation of a GenBank genome assembly